AUGCCAAUCGUAGAGGUCAGCGUGUCGAAACUGAAAUCUCUUUUCGAUAUCGAUGGUAGCGUGGCAGUAACUACUCCGCUUGGCAACACUUUACUCGAAAUUCAAGGCGAGCUCGAGUUUCCCACAGUUCCUCCUGUUAAUGACGUCGACAACAAAUUUAGCAUAUAUAACAACAAGAAUAUAGUAAGAUUCGGUCUGCUGCAAGUGGAGCCCGGGUCUAAAAAGGCCACGAUGUUAGUGGGUGAAAAACAGCGUCUUUUGGGAUCGGUUGUAAAACUGGACUCGCCGUUGGGGCUUUUAAAAUUCGACCAUUCCACUGGCACUGUGGACUUGCAAGAUGUAAUACGCUACAAAAUCAUCUUCAAAGACAGACCACUCCCGAUUAUGUGA
Messenger RNA from Lachancea meyersii CBS 8951, 390 nucleotides. Lineage: Eukaryota; Fungi; Ascomycota; Saccharomycetes; Saccharomycetales; Saccharomycetaceae. The record is from the annotation of a GenBank genome assembly.